AAAACAAAGUAACGUUGCUUAGUCCAGUCGACCGCCAAUUUCAUACAGAUUGCAUACACAUUGGAGAUAACAGAUGCAAGUUGUGAUAAGCUGUGUCACAGGUCACAGAUAUACGUACGAAACAAAUAUAAGGCUGCGCAAAAUAGUUGAGUUUCAUUAUCAAGUAAAUUACACAUAAUAUAAAAUACCUUUUAGAGAUUUAAACAUUUUUUCAAGGAAGUACAUCAAACUUGAAAGCAAAAGUCCUUUUUGCAGAGCAUUCAGGAAGAGGUGCAUAAUGAAUAGUCUAAAUCUGGCAAAAGCUGCUCUGCGCAAGAAGGUCAAAGACGUGAUUAAACAAAUUACUAUCGAGGAGCGACAAAAGCAGUCCAAGAAGGUGUUUGAAAAACUCCGUUCUCUGCCAUUAUUUCAAAAAAGUAAACGAGUCUCCAUAUAUUUGAGCACGGAAGAUGAAAUCGAUACAACACAGAUAUUAAAAUAUAUGUUUGAUACAAAAAAAGAAGUAUUUGUUCCUACGUAUAAAGGAGGGGAAAUGAAAAUGGUCAAGUUACUAUCCAUAGAGGAUUAUGAGAAACUCCCGUUAACUAAAUGGAACAUCAAACAACCAAAAUUUAAUGAAUCUAGAGAGAAUCCAUUAGAGAAUGGUGGACUGGAUUUAGUAGUUGUACCAGGCGUUGCGUUUACUGCCAGUGGAAAACGCUUGGGACAUGGGAUGGGUUACUACGACAAAUAUCUAAAAUCUUGUCUGGAGAAACAACAAACAAAACCACAUUUAAUUGGAAUAGCAUUUAAUGAACAAUUACGGGACGACGUUCCCACGUCUGAAUACGACGUACCCAUGGAUCUGGUGCUUACAGAAAAAUGAAUAAAUAUUAACAACUUACCGCUGAUAGACUUCUCUUCAAUGUCAACAUAAGUCACUUCGAAUUGCUGUUCCGAGGCAAUUUCUUGCAAAAAUUGUACCAAAUUCACGUCGCCAUCAUUCAAACAAGUGUUCUGUAACAAAAAUUGACAAUAGACGAAUUUUAAUAUAA
Molecule: messenger RNA, 1034 nt
Organism: Ceratina calcarata
Lineage: Eukaryota; Metazoa; Arthropoda; Insecta; Hymenoptera; Apidae
Gene: Mthfs
Product: methenyltetrahydrofolate synthetase
Exons: 5
Coding region: 278-865 (195 amino acids)
Biological process (GO): tetrahydrofolate interconversion; folic acid-containing compound biosynthetic process
Cellular component (GO): mitochondrion
Molecular function (GO): 5-formyltetrahydrofolate cyclo-ligase activity
Source: RefSeq, a predicted model, not a curated record